GAGGUGGAGCUGGAGCGGGCUGGAGCUGCCAAGACGGAUGCACGCGAGAAGGGCGGUCCCAACGUGAGGAAACACAUAAACAUGUUGUCGAGCCCAGUCAGUUCCUCGCAGACAUAUCUUCACAGACAGAUAUCUGUAUUCCAUAUUAGGAAGGAAGAGAUGUGCGAAGAGAUGGUUGAACGAUUGAAGAUAUUGGUAUUGGUAUUGGUAUUGGUAUUUGCAUCCUCUUGGAUCCAACUUGUGGGUAUAUUGCGCACGAGGUUAACUAACAUGUACAUUUUAGAAGCACCAUAUUAACGGGUCUAUUCGGCGGACGACUUGACGCCAU
Messenger RNA from Cucurbitaria berberidis CBS 394.84, 328 nucleotides. RefSeq lists its product as uncharacterized. NCBI's taxonomy places the organism in Eukaryota, Fungi, Ascomycota, Dothideomycetes, Pleosporales, Cucurbitariaceae. The record is from RefSeq and is a predicted model, not a curated record. The transcript has a single exon. The coding region runs from base 82 to 297 and encodes 71 amino acids.